AUGGAUGGCGACGAAGAUGUGCAAGUCGUGUUCGAAAAUUGCAACAACCAAACUUGGAAGACGGCUCGAGAUAACAUCAGAAGCAAUUACCGCACGGUAGGACAGUCAUCAGGUUUUAAAUGCUAUUCUUCUGGAAAGACUGGCAACGAAAAAUCAGAAGAAUGGCGUGGAGUAGGUGCCACAUCUAUUCUCUCUUAUCCAUCUUGCUCUUCCGCCAUGUCAAUGACUUCCUCGGAAUGCAGUUUUGCUACAAGUGGUGCAACACAGAUGGACCCACUUGCUACCAAGAUUGAGAUGAUUGACUUACUCAAUAGUCAUGACGGAGAUUCGGAUGUUGAAAUUCUAGAGGAUAGCGAUUCUACGGGAUCCGGCCAAACUGUGUUUGAGUGUAAACACGAGGACGACGAUGAUGAGCACGAUAUGCCGAUGUCUACAACACCGAAAGACGGUAACGGAAAUGAGGAAGAGCCAUUGUUUUCUACCAAACAGGAACCCCCAGAUAUCAGCGAAAAAGAGUCAAUUCAUCGAGACAACGUGCAGAAUCCGACACUCAUAAAGCCAAAGGAUGAAACGCCGUUGCCUACUGCAUCUGCGAUGAACCGCGUUUCUACUUCCAGCAUUAGAGCCAACGUAACCAGAUCUGCUGCACAGCUGUGGCGCGAAGCAUGCCGUUCAUCAUUGAGCAGCACAGAAGAAGAGAAACCUUUGGAUCUUCCAACAUUCUCUUCGACGCCCAGUACAGUGUCCGAUUGUAGCAGUUUAGCCAGAGAUGUGGUACAACAUAUGAAUAUAGAUGCACCUCCAGUUGCGCCUCCACCUGGGCCUCCGCCUGGGCCUCGUAAAAGAAAACCGUUUGAAAUUCCCAUCUCUCCUGUGCAUGAUGAAGUUUCUUCCUCAUCGGACGUGGUCUCAAAACAGUCAACGGUGGUCAAUGCCUGGGAUAGUGCACAGGAGUUGGCAACUGCUUCAAGAUGGGCCGAGACUCAUGAUUUCGGCAUUGAUGGAGACGAGUUUCUUGAAACCGAAGACGAAGCGCUGGAAUCUUCUGGUACUGAUGGUACAGAUUCUGAGAUUAUUGAAAUCAUGGAGCCAGCUGGGCCAUCUCGUGGGUCUGGUGCACAACCACAGGGCGUUUCUCAGAAGAAGUCUCAAAAGGCGGACAAGGGCACUUCUAAGAAGCCAGCCGACUCAACAGUAUCAAAAAAUAAAACUCAUCGAAAGCGGAGUAGUUCGUCUAGAUCUCCACAGAAAGCAGAUACACGCAGAAAUGGACAUCCUCUGAAGCGAUUCGCUGGGGACAAAAUGGGUGACAAACCGACAGAACGCCUUGGAUUUCUGCGAAUUAGCACAGCAGUUGUUUCGGCAUCUGAAGCUCCAAGAGCCAGGGACUUACCAAAGUAUCCCCCUGUACCGAGACGUUAUGACUUUUCUCGGUGGCUCGACGCCGAAGGAGAUUUAAUACUACACAAAAUAAAAGACGUGGCUGUUGGCAUUGUAAAUGCACCCCUGGGGUGCACUUAUGAUUCUGCUCUGGACACAUUUAUUUUCACAAGCCAGGAUAGUAUUUUGUUUGCCAGUGCCGAGGGGCAAAUAUUAAAAGAGUUGACCCUCACUGGUUUUGAUCACCCUUGCGCUGUCGCUGUCUUACUUCCCGGCAAGGCCUUGGGCAUUCUGGACCGCUCAAAUCUAUACCUGUACGAGCAUCACAAGAGACGGCUGAGCGUACUUGCUACCAGUUUGCGUGCUAGACAUCGCGCUCUUGCGUACACAGCGGCGGGGGACUUCGUAACUGUAAGAAAAGUCAGCGGACAACUAGUUCUGACCGUGUUUGAUGCAUCUAACUGUGACAAUAUAAUAGCCAGCCUUCCUUUCCCAAAUGCAGAUGGGAUUCCAGAAGAUCAGUUGAGGCAACCAUGUUUUGCAGACUGCACAGGCACAUACAUCUAUUUCACAGAUUUGCGAGCCAACACGUUGACCUGCAUCCAGAUGUCAAGAAGAGAUCGACUCGAGAAGGUGUACAGUAGAGCUAUGCAGCGGAUGCCAUCACACAGCGAUAAAGAAGCUGAUGAAAGAUUUCUCUACAUGAGUGGAAUACGCUGUGAUGACGCGGGACAUCUCCUAGUAGCGGAUGCGAAGACCCGUUGCUUGAAGCUGCUAGCAGCAAGUGGACAACUCAUUAAGAAAGCUCGUAUCGCGGAUGGAAGUAGAUUCCCAUUUUGUUCGACUUUUGGAGUUUCACCCUCAGGACUGCUCAUGGCGUGCGAUCGUAAUAAUAGUCGCAUGAUACUAUAUCGGAUCGGAGAAGAAACUACACCCGAAGAUGCCUUUUUGACCGACGACUUUUUCGAUCGUAUGAUCGGAACUCAUGGCGUUGAAGAUGAAGUUCGCCGAGCAAAGGAUGCAGCUCAUAGAUUUAAUUAGUUUUCAUCAGUUUUCGUUCCUUCUUUUUUCUUUACGGCAGGUUAUACGGUGCGAUCUUGCCUUAUUUUUUUUUAGCUCAUAGCGCUACUUAUUCCUGCUUGCUAAUAGCAUGAUAUUUGAAGUUUUGUAUGCACGUUUAAUUUUGGAACGUUUUUCUCUUAGAGACCAUAUGUGUUAGCGGUGCUACUCUCAUCAAAUAUCGAGGUCUCAUUUUUAUGCAAUCUGUAUUAUUUUUGUUGGAUACCAACAUUUGUUAUGUAGUUCAGUACAUUGUUAUCACCUCACCAGAAGUGUAUUUCUGUUAUGCUAGUAAACAUAAUACACUUG
Cylicocyclus nassatus is the source of this 2748-nucleotide messenger RNA. The record is from the annotation of a GenBank genome assembly. Lineage: Eukaryota; Metazoa; Nematoda; Chromadorea; Rhabditida; Strongylidae.